AUGAAAUCUUCGUUGUUUGGCAAAACAUUUGUACUUGAACUUGGUCCUGAUAUUCGAUUUAAAGAAAAAAAUUUAUUAAUUAAAUAUCUACGUGAACAAAAUGCUAAUAUUUCAUAUACGCUAACAGCUCGUACUGAUUACGUGUUAGUAAAAAAUGAUAUUGAUACAUAUAAAACACGACGAGCAAGACAAUUAGGAAUCUUAUUGUUAAAUGUUGAAUAUAUUUAUGAAUAUCAGCGUCAUCCAGACAAAAUAAUUGAUCCAAAUUUGUAUCUGAUCACAUCGGCUGAAAAUAAAGAAAAUUUUAAAAGUGGAAAAAUAUCGCUUGAAGGUAGUAAAAACAGAUGUAUUAUAGAAAAUCAAAAGCAUUUCUUUCUUUUAUCUAUAUGAGAAGAAGGACUUAAAUAGGCAUUCAACAAUCCCAAGCUAGAUCGCUGCUGAUCGGCAUCGAACGGUUUGUUACCGAACAUGUUCGCUGCCGAUCCGCGAGCCCUAGCUUGCAAUAGUUGCAUACCUAAUCUGGACUAAAGACAAAUGGAAUGAAACGUAGGUUUUUGAAGGAACUACCAGUGAGAAGAUAGAUUAACUAAAGGACAAUGUAAGUGAAUGUGCGUUAUAUCGGAUCGCUACCGAACACGUUCACGGUUUAAAAGAAAUAGUUUGUCAAAGCUAAGAACAUGAAAGCGAAGGAACACAUGAAAGAAAUAUUUGUAAAACAGCAAACAUGGUGAAGCUUACACCAAACGAAGGAGCCGCCAUGAUUACGCCGUAGCCGUAGGUAGUCAUGUAAAGAACAGGUUGAAUUAGAACCGCAACUUUAUGUUUGCUUUAUUCCAGGAAGUUGAAAGUACCUUUAGUUUCCAUUAUAUCUGAUUUACUCUCUAACUGAAGGAUACUUAACUAAUAUGGCUUCUGUAGCAGAUCGAUUUACUUUGUUUUUAUACAAAAAUGCUUUUCCUCACUGUGCCAAUAAAGUAGACAAAAAGUUGCAGCCCUACAUUCUAAAAAAAAGUCCUAUAGAAAAAUCCUAUAGGAUUUCUAUUUUUUUCGUUCUGUAUAUGUUUUAUUUCUGUUUCUAUACGAGAACACAAUCACCGACGUAUUUUGGAGUAACUCUAAUACAAAUAUAACUCUACUCUAGAAAAUGAAAGAUUCUUUUAGGCUCAAAUUGCAUCGAAACUCGCUACUGUUCAACGACGUGUGGAUCAGUACUCACAAGUCUUGGGCUUAUCCUAGCUCAGAAUCACCUGAUUUUGGGUGGCUGGGAUCAGAGAAUAAUCAAACAAAUAAAAAUAAUAAACC
This is a messenger RNA of Didymodactylos carnosus, 1302 nucleotides long. NCBI's taxonomy places the organism in Eukaryota, Metazoa, Rotifera, Eurotatoria, Philodinida, Philodinidae. The record is from the annotation of a GenBank genome assembly.